This is a messenger RNA of Conger conger (European conger), 2525 nucleotides long. RefSeq names its product lecithin-cholesterol acyltransferase (gene lcat). Gene Ontology annotation, biological process: lipid metabolic process. Gene Ontology annotation, molecular function: phosphatidylcholine-sterol O-acyltransferase activity. The transcript is spliced from 6 exons. NCBI's taxonomy places the organism in Eukaryota, Metazoa, Chordata, Actinopteri, Anguilliformes, Congridae. The coding region runs from base 392 to 1795 and encodes 467 amino acids. The record is from RefSeq and is a predicted model, not a curated record.
UGUUUGUCUUUCUGCGAGGGAGGCUUCUGUGUGCUGCUUGAAAAUUCAGCGAAAACCUGUUAAAAUUCUGCCACUAGCAUAAUGGGUCAGCGCUGGGUUUAAUGGUUUAGCGGUUCGUCGAGGCGCUCGACUCUUCCACGUGUGCGGUCUGCCUCCCAGUGUGGUGUGGUGGUGUUUGCCAGCUAUGCCCUGACCUAACGCUUUUCCUUUACUCCUCUCUCUGUCUCUCUCGCUCUCUCUCUCUCGCUGAAUUCGCGUCACCACCCCCCUCCACCCCCACCCCAUCCCCUCGCCUGCGGGGAGGUCGUGUGAACAGCUCAGUCUCGCUCCGGCUGCAGAGAGAGCAGCACACCGCGCAAGGGUCACAGAGAGAGAGAAAGCAGAGGGAAAGAUGGAGCUCUUGCGUGUCCUGGCACCCGCCCUCCUGCUGUUCCUAGUGCUCCAGCAGGCCACCGCCUUCUGGCUCCUCAACGUCAUCUUCCCACCCAGCGCCCAGCCCCGGCAGAGCCCAAAAAACAGCACCCCACCUGUGAUUAUAGUGCCGGGGAACCUGGGAAACCGUCUGGAGGCCAAAAUCGACAAGCCCACCCUGGUGCACUGGCUGUGCUACAAGAAGACUGAAGACUACUUCCCCCUGUGGAUCGACCUGAACAUGUUCAUGCCCAUCGGGCUCGACUGCUGGAUUGACAACAUCCGGAUUGUGUACAACAGGACGACCCGAACGACCUCCAAUGCUCCCGGGGUUGACGUAAGGGUCCCAGGGUUUGGCCAAACUUACCCUGUGGAGUUCCUGGAUGCAAACAGGUUGACUGGGUACUUCUAUACUAUGGUCCAGCACCUGGUGAAUUUAGGAUAUGUCCGCAACGAGACCAUCCGUGCGGCUCCCUACGAUUGGAGGAUCGCACCCAAUGAGCACGCAGAGUACUUCUCGCGGCUGAAGGGUCUCGUGGAGGAGAUGUACAAGGAGUAUCAGCACCCAGUCUACCUACUGGGCCACAGCAUGGGCUGCAACUACAUCUUGUACUUCCUGAACCACCAGCCUCAGGCCUGGAAGGACCACUACAUCAGGGGCUUUAUCUCACUGGGCUCCCCCUGGGGUGGGGCUGUCAAAACCCUCCGGGUCCUAGCCUCAGGUGAGAAUGACGGCAUCCCACUGGUGUCCACCAUCAAGAUCCGUGAGGAGCAGCGUAUGACCACCACCAACCCCUGGAUGAUGCCCACCAAGGACGCCUGGCCCACCGACCAUGUCUUCAUCUCCACCCCCUCUUUCAACUACACCAACCAGGACUACCAGCGCUUCUUCUCGGACAUCCACUUCGAGGACGGCUGGUACAUGUGGGAGGACACAAAGGACCUGACGGCUGGCCUGCCCCCUCCUGGCGUGGAGGUGCACUGCUUAUAUGGUGUGGGGAGCCCCACGCCGGUCACCUAUGUCUACGAUGAGAACUUCCCCAACGCCGACCCGGUGGACAUUGUGUACGAUGAUGGCGACGACACGGUGGACAGCCGCAGCAUGAGCCUGUGCAAGCGCUGGGCAGGGCAGCAGAAGCAGCCUGUCCACGUCACCGAAAUCCGCGGCCUCCUCCACCUGGACACCGUCUUUGACCACCGCGUGCUCUCCUUGCUCCAGCGCAUCCUGGUGGGCCUGCCGGACGAACCGCCCACUCCCACGGAGGAGUCCCCUUCCCCCAGUCCCCCCGCGCCCAGCCAAGCCCCCAGCCCUAGCCCCCUCACUACUCCUGGGCAGCCCCCCACUGACUCCCCCGCAUCAUCCAAUUAUACGACAGGGCUAUAGUCCUACCCCUCCAAGCUGCCCUUGCCCCUCCACAAACCCCUGAAGCCAAUCCCCUGGACACUGUUUAAGUAAUGCAGCCACCUCUCUGACAGACUCAAACCAGGCUGAGAGUGUAACCAAGAGUGUGACCUCAUAGUCACCUGUACUAUCCUUAUUACUCUCGUAUCCCAUAGAAACAGGCAAACAUGCUCCGUCUGCACACGGCUGGCUGAUGUUUGGGAUGUUCUGGCUACUUUCUGUGUACAGGUGAACGCUGCGCAUGUACUGUAGCUCUGUCUCUCCUCACUUACCACCAUCUUCCCUGCUCCAAUUCUCUUGUUGUAAGAUAGAUAAUUUUAGUUUGUAGUAACAUAAAUAACUUAUAAUAAUAGUAGGUAUGCUCAAAGAUUUUUUUGUUUUUGUUUUUCUAGGAGUUGACAGUUUGUUUUAUUGACUACUUGCUCUGGUUAAAGUUCAUUGUUGGUGGCCUUGCCCUUCUGUCUUUGCUGGUGAAAGCUGGCCAUUUCGUCUUCUUCCUGUGUUCUCCUGUUUGGCAAAAGCAAUACAUAAAAGAGGAAGAUGCUCAAGAACUCCACACAUGGUUUACCCACUGCGUGCAAUCAUAGCACGGCAGGUGACGAAAAAGAACCACAAAAACUGAAUGAAAAUGAUUGCUUCCUCUCAUUACAUGAAUUCCUCUAUCUGUCCUUGUCACUGGUUUCUAUGGUCAUGCCAUGCAUUAUAAUGUUUG